Molecule: messenger RNA, 2456 nt
Organism: Dermatophagoides pteronyssinus (European house dust mite)
Lineage: Eukaryota; Metazoa; Arthropoda; Arachnida; Sarcoptiformes; Pyroglyphidae
Source: RefSeq, a predicted model, not a curated record
AUUUGAUGAUUCGAUUUGAACAUUUCGAACAAUUUUUUUUCGAACAUAAUCGAUAAAACCAUCCGAUACUACUCGUUCAUCAGUUUCACAAAUAUUCGAUUUGAUUGUCCACUAUUUCAACUCGUUCAUCAUCGAUAAUAUACGGAACAACGAACAUUUGGAUCAUCAUCAUGAUGAAUCAAAUUUCAUCACCCAACAUCAACAGCGGCAGACAGUGAACGUCAAUGAUCUUAUCAAUGAUAUUUUUUGUUUGUUUGUUUUUUUAUUGAUGUAAUUUGAUUCGAUUCCACUGUUUGGCAUCAAAUUUCAUAAACAUCUGUAAAUGUAAAUUUAAUUAAUCCAUCAGCAUCCGCUGGUUUGUUUUCGUUUUUCUGGUAAUUCUGGGUCACAAAAACAACGAAAAUGAAAAUCGAUAGCAAUAAUUUAAAUGAAAUUUUGGCCGAAUUGGCACCAAUGAAAGAGUUAAAAUUUUGGCAUAAUUUUAUUGCUAAUCUGAUGGGUGUAUCGACAACAACAUCAUCAUCAUCGGAUCUGAUUACAAAUAAUGAUAAUAAUCUUCAAGAAUUUCCACCCGCAUCAGUUUGGUUGAAUGAACGAAGGCCGGUAAAACAAAAAGCUAUACGAAUAUCAUCACCAUUACCAAAUACGAAAAAAGAAUCACAAUCGACAACAAUCAAGCCAACAAUACCACCAAAACCUAAAUUCAUUCAAACAUCAUUGAAUAACACUUCUACUACAACAAAACCGAAUCUAUUUCAAUAUCAGUAUUUACCGCCACCACGUGUACGGAUAAAAUUUGGACGUAAAAUAACUAGUAAACGAACUUGGAUUCCACCACCACCUCCGCUAUUACAACGUAUUGAAAUUCAACAACCAAAACAACAAGAAAAAGAAUCAUUUUCCUUACAACCACCAUUAUAUUCAACAAUAUUUUUACCAACAAAUAAUCAACAAUUUCUUCAUUUUAAUCAUCAACAAUAUUUUCAGCCAAUUAAUAAUCCAAAUCACCAAUCAAUUGAUAAUCAUUGGUGGUUAUAUGAUCAAAACCCUGAAUCAAUUAUGAGUGCCGAACAACAAGAUCCAGAUACAUUAACACCAACAGUAACAACAGCUACUGAAAUAUCAACAGAAACUAUUACACCAAACGAUGAUCAAGAUGAUAAUUUAAAUAUUGAUGCGGAUAAAUCAAAUUCCGGCGGUGGUGAUAAUGUUGAUGUUGAUGGUAAAUCUGCAGUGGAAAUUGAAUGCAAAUCAUUCAUCGAUAACGAACAACAACCAAAAUGUGAAUCAAAAUCAACAGAAACGACACAAACAACAGAUAAUAAUAAUAAUAAACCACCAUUACAACGUAGCCUUUCGGAAUCGAAUGCCGAGGCAACACCGAAAUUGGAUGAAAAUAAUUUUUCAUUACAAAAAUCAUCAAGUCGACCGAUAUUUACAUCAUCAUCAUUUUAUGAUCCUGAACAGCAUCCAACAUUGGAAGAACAGGUAAAAUUAUGUCGUGAAAUAGCCAAACAAUUAGUAUCGGAUAAAUGUGAUAAUAAUCAAAAUAAAGGACGAAAAAUGUUUGAAAAACGUGUUGAAAAAUCAAUCGAAUGGAUAACCGAAAAUGAAGAUUCAUUUCAAAAUUAUAUUGCUAAUCAAGAUGAUCAUGAUUUUCAUGAACGGACAAUAACGGAUGGUCCAGUUAAUCUACGUCUUGUAUUGGAUCCAAGACAUGUCGAUGACAUCAACACCGUACAAGGCGUUAACGAACACAUAAUCAUUACACAGGAAACAAAUGCACGUGAUACUUGUAAAAAUAUUGUCAAUGAUUUGACAUCACCUGAAGUGAAUCCAACACGUGGUAAAGCAUUAUUUACAAAACGUGCACAAAAAUCUGAACAAUGGAUUGUUGAUAACAAUAAUAAUAAUGAUGGAAAUUUAACCGAUACAAUAAUCGAUGCUGCACGUGAUAAAUUAUUCCGUAAUGUUAAACAACAACAACAUCAACCAGCAUUUUAUGGUUAUGGCAGUGGUUUUCAACAACAACGAUCAUCACCACCACAGCAACAACAAUAUUGGACAUCAACAUGGCAACAACAACAACAACAAUGGUCAACACAAUCAUCACCGAUACCGAUGCAAUCAUUUACAAAAUUACAGAUUCCUGGUCCAAUAUUUGCACCGCUAUCAUCUGCAGCAACAACACCAUUAUCAUUAUCACGUCCAUCAAGUUCAUUAUCAUUACGUUUACAACAAUUUCGUGAUUUUAACGCUCGUCCUAAACCAUUUUGUCGUGCAUAUUGAUUUUUUUUUGUAUGGUGGUGGCGCCUUGAAAAUCGGUACAGUUUGAUUGAUCACAGAAUUGGAAAUUGCAAUCAAAAUUCUUGUGCCUGAAAAAAAUUUCUUGUCGUUAUUGUUCUACCUUGUGUCCUUCAUCUUGAUUUCUCGAUUUCCCAAUUCAAGAUUCUGUU